AUGGUGGGGCAGAGCGAGGGCAGGAGGGCAGUGCUCCUGGAGCCCUUCGUGCACCAGGUGGGCGGCCACAUGAGCAUGAUGAAGUACGACGAGCACACGGUCUGCAAACCCCUGGUCUCACAGGAGCUGAGCUUCUACGAGUCGCUGCCCCUGGCCAUGAGGCAGUUCACCCCUCAGUACAAAGGAGUCAUUUCAGUGCACCUCAAGAAGGACAGCUUUGGCAACCUGACCCUGCUCGCCAGCCCCAACCUGCAGCCCGAGGGCUGCGGCCGCCUGGACAACACCAGCAGUGACAUAUGGCACAAAUACAAGUGGGCUGCCAGCGCCAGCAGUGGCACCGAGCUCGUCAAGAGGUGCCACACGCAGCUCACCAAGACCUUCAAGGACAGCUGCCCGGGCAGGAUGCGACUGAGGACAGACCUUCAGUACUGCACAGAUUCACUUUUGGAAGAUGCAAACAGAAACCAGACAGAAAAAAACAGCUCCAACCCCUGGGGACUGCACUGUCACAGACAGCACCUGAACCGCAUGUCCUCCAAGUAUAACGAGAACAAACUGCAUCAGUUUCUAUUGCUUGAAAAUGUGGUGUCGAAAUACAGCUACCCCUGCAUCCUGGACUUAAAGAUGGGAACCCGGCAGCAUGGGGACGACGCCUCAGAGGAGAAGAAAGCACGGCACAUCAAGAAGUGUGAACAGAGCACCUCUGCAUCGCUGGGCGUCCGCAUCUGUGGGAUGCAGGUUUACCAAGCGGAUGCUGGCCAUUUUCUCUGCAAGGAUAAAUACUAUGGAAGGAAACUCUCACCCGAGGGAUUCAGGCAAACCCUGCAGCAGUUCCUGUGCAAUGGAAACCAUCUCAGAACGGACGUCCUGGAGCCCCUCAUCCAGAAGCUGAGAGCUCUGCUCUCCGUCAUUAAGAAGCAGAGCUCUUACAGGUUCUACUCCAGCUCACUUCUCAUCAUUUACGAUGGACUGGAGCACAAGGAGAGCACGGCGCCUCUGGAUAAUCACCUGCAGGGGCACUUCCAAAAAACAAACUGCAUCACGUCGCACUCCAGAGUCGACGUCCGCAUGAUAGACUUUGCCCACACCACUUUUAAAGGCUCCAAAUGCAACCACACCACUUACGACGGGCCGGACCACGGCUAUAUUUUCGGUUUAGAGAACCUCAUCAAAAUCCUGCAGAACAUUUCAGAAGGAAAAUGA
Molecule: messenger RNA, 1203 nt
Organism: Centrocercus urophasianus (Greater sage-grouse)
Lineage: Eukaryota; Metazoa; Chordata; Aves; Galliformes; Phasianidae
Gene: IP6K3
Product: inositol hexakisphosphate kinase 3
Exons: 5
Coding region: 1-1203 (400 amino acids)
Biological process (GO): inositol phosphate biosynthetic process; phosphatidylinositol phosphate biosynthetic process
Cellular component (GO): nucleus; cytoplasm
Molecular function (GO): inositol hexakisphosphate kinase activity
Source: RefSeq, a predicted model, not a curated record